CGCUCCCGUAAAAGAAGAAAAAAAAUGUCUGGGGUUUGGGAAUUCAACAAUGGUGUGAUUCGUUUGGUGAAAAACCCUCAAGCUGAUGGAAGGCAAGGCUCAAAGAAAAAGGUGCUGGUUCACUUACCAACAGGGGAAGUGGUUUCUUCUUACUCUUUUCUUGAGCAAAUCUUGACUGGUUUAGGGUGGGAGAGGUACUAUGAUGGAGACCCUGACCUGUACCAAUUCCACAAGCACUCUUCUAUUGACCUAAUCUCUCUCCCAAAGGACUUCUCCAAGUUCAACUCAAUCAAUAUGUAUGAUAUAGUCAUCAAGAACCCCAAUGUUUUCCAUGUCCGGGAUAAGUGAGUCUUCAUUUUAUUUUUUUUAAUUUAUUUUAGCUUUAGGUCUAUCUAAGUUUUCAAUCUAUUUUCUGAUGAUGUUAGUGUGCUCUUAUAUAUAGCUAGAGUUUGUGGAAACUCUAGUAGAAUUUGAUGGUUUUUGCUUUGUGUUUGUGAGGAAUAAGUUAGAUGAUUGAUGGUUUUUGUACAUUGAGUGGUAUAUGUGUGCUUGGGGUGCUUAUGUAACAUA
Messenger RNA from Gastrolobium bilobum, 570 nucleotides. Its product is annotated as flowering-promoting factor 1-like protein 2. Gene Ontology annotation, biological process: regulation of flower development; vegetative to reproductive phase transition of meristem. The record is from RefSeq and is a predicted model, not a curated record. NCBI's taxonomy places the organism in Eukaryota, Viridiplantae, Streptophyta, Magnoliopsida, Fabales, Fabaceae. The coding region runs from base 25 to 348 and encodes 107 amino acids. The transcript is spliced from 2 exons.